AUGCGGAUCCUGGUUACAGGAGGCGCGGGUUUCCUGGGCUCCCACCUCGUCGAAUCUCUCCUGAAGAAAGGCCACGAUGUGAUCGUCCUCGACAACUUCUGGACCAGCCACCCCAAAAAUCUCUCGCAUCUCUCCUAUUCCUUGCUAGAAGUGAUCAGAGCAGACAUAUCCCAUCCCCACACCCUCUCCAACCUCACCAACAUCGACCAAAUCUACCACCUAGCCUGUCCCGCUUCCCCAAUCCACUUCCCCACAUCCCCUCUGGAGAUCCUCCAAACCUGCUACCUCGGAACGAAAAACACCUUGGACCUUGCUCUCCAUCUCAAAGCCCGCUUCCUCCUCGCCUCAACUUCGGAAAUCUAUGGCCAACCUGUCGAACAUCCGCAGAAAGAGUCCUACUACGGCAAUACGAAUUCUUUUGGCCCGCGGAGCUGUUACGAUGAAGGGAAGCGUGUAGCAGAGGCGCUGGUGUAUGCUUAUCGACAGCAACAUGCGCUGGAGGUGAGGGUUGCGAGGAUUUUCAACACUUAUGGUCCUGGAAUGGCAAAGAAGGAUGGAAGGGUGGUGAGCAGUUUUUUUGAAGCCGCGAUUGAAGGGGAGGAGCUGGUAGUUAAUGGUGAUGGUAAGGCGACGAGGUGUUUUCAGUUUGUGGAUGAUUGUGUGAGGGGUUUGGAGGGAUUGAUGAACAGUGAGUGGGAGGGUGGACCGGUGAAUCUGGGGAGUGAGAGUGAGGUGAGUGUUGGGGAGUUGGCCGAGUUAGUCUUGACGUUGGUGAAGGAGAGGGCGGGGAAAGCGGAGGGAAAGGUUGUGUUCAAGCAGAGCUUAGAGGAUGAUCCGGUGAAAAGAAGGCCUGAUUGCAGUUUGGCAAGGGAGGUGUUGGGAUGGGAGCCGAGGGAGGAGCUGGAAGAAGGGCUGAGAAAGACGCUCGAUUGGCAUUUGGAGAAUCGGUGCUCGACAAGCGAUGCUUAG
Ramularia collo-cygni is the source of this 969-nucleotide messenger RNA. Its product is annotated as related to dTDP-glucose 4,6-dehydratase. The transcript has 3 exons. Bases 1 to 969 code for a protein of 322 amino acids. Gene Ontology annotation, biological process: D-xylose metabolic process. Gene Ontology annotation, molecular function: NAD+ binding; UDP-glucuronate decarboxylase activity. Lineage: Eukaryota; Fungi; Ascomycota; Dothideomycetes; Mycosphaerellales; Mycosphaerellaceae. Gene Ontology annotation, cellular component: cytoplasm. The record is from RefSeq and is a predicted model, not a curated record.